AUGUCGCUAUCCAAACCCAUACAACACUGUCCAGCAAACUGCAGAGGCUGCGCAACCUUCGCAGCAUUCGGCGGUAGCAAUUUUCCUCCUCAACUACCUGGCUCGCCACUAGCUAAGUGCUACGAGUAUGCUCUAGAAGCAGGUAUUAUAUGCACGUCUUCAGAUUCGAAUUCGAAUGGGGAUUUGGUACCUGCGCCUUUAUUUGUACCGCCUAAGUCGGCGAGACGUGCGGUUGGUAGAUUGCUUGCUUCUGCUCCUGCUGCUGCGGCUGCUGCUGCAGAUUUCAUGGAGGAGUUUCAGAGACAGAUUGUGGCGGCUGAAGCGCAAGUGGAUGGGUAUGAGAAAAUAUUAGAGGGGAUUGUUUCUGAGCAACUAUUGCAGCAACGAAGAGCUGAGUAUACGGCUAGAAUUAAAGUACCACAUAUUAAUCAUGCGACGAAACCGGAACAAAAGGUUGCUAAUGAUACUUCAUCUGCUUCUUAUUCUUCUUCACUUGAGGCGAACCUAUCUGAGGUUGAAAAUUCUAGUUUUCCUCUUGGUCAUACGUUUAUGCCGCCGGGUGUUUUUCCGCUUGCCAAUGACCCUCUGUUCACAGUCGCAACACAUGGAGAUCGACGCGCGACGACGUUUGUGGGUUGGUAUGCGGUGCGCUUGUAUGAUGCGGUUCGAGCUUCGGGGGUGGAUGUGCGUGUUUAUGAGCUAAGAGGGAAAAGGGAAAAGCCGGGCGUGAAACGUUGGAUGUGUAGUUUGGGGAUGGAUAAGGAUAUGUCUAGGGUGAAGAAUAUAUUGGAUAAGGGAAGGGAUGCUGUGGUGGCGGCGGAGAAAAGCAACAUUAGCGCGUUGAAGUUGUUGAAGGAUUAUGAGAUAAUGAGUAGGGCGGUGGAGAGCAGGUUGGAUAUGCAGAUUGCGUAUCGGAAUGUAGAGCAGCUCGUUGUUGAUAGCCAGGAGGAAGAGGAGAGUCAUCAGCCGUUGAUGGAUGGACCGUUCAAUGACGAGGCUAUACGUAGGAUGGUUCAAGAAGUUCUUGAUUUCAAGUUCAGCCCUCUCGAUUGGGACGGCCCGGACUGGAUUGGAUGUGCAGCGAGCAUUUUCUACUUACCACCGCGACAAAGGCCAUUGUGGGGUUCUAACAUUAAUGGGCUUGUCACCGACGAUCCAAGCGACGAGACGCCGUGUACAACAUAUGUCCGAUUGGCGCCUCCAAAGCCGAUGGAUUUUAGCUGGUAUCAUAGACGUAACGAAGAGGAAAGAGACAAAGCGAAAUAUGAAUGGCCACAACAAGUUAGAUGGACGAUGAGUGAUGGAGUGAUUCUGGAAUUUUCGAUGGAUCAAGUAUAUGAUAAUUUGACUCAUAAAUUCUCGGUGAUCAGGAAGCGCCUCAUAGAACAAAAGGCUGCCGCAGAUAACACUUUGAUGGGGAUUUGGUCAUCAUGGCAAAACAUGGCGAAAGGAAUGAAUAUUUUUGGAUGGUUUUGGGACGAAGAAAAACGCAUAUUGGUGAAGGGUUAUAGCGGACACAAUGAUUAUGAGAAAGACUGCGAUUGGAUUGAUACAGAGAUGGAUAACUGGAAAGGAAGUGUAGAGGAAUGGUUGGAGGCCAGACAUGGAGCUGCCAACUCUAGCAACCUUACCACAAAAGAACUUCGACAUACUAUGAUUGGCGAUCAUCUAUUGAGGCAAUGGAAAGAAGGACCGGGAAUCAUGGUUUCGAAAACUCCAAGCAAUGAAAAGGUCGAAGGAUGUCUUUUGUGUCCUCAUACUACUGAUAACGCUUCGCAUAUCAACUAUCUCACUGCUCGCAUUGCCGAUGCAACCAGACAGCGAGCGAAGCUUGAGAGAGACUGGUUUUUUGAGAGGGCGACUGAGGAUAGCUAUAGGGCUAGGAAAGAGUUGAUUGAACACAUGGAAAUGUUGGAGACCUUUAAAUUCGAGAUGGGAGAGAAAAAUCUUCGGGAAGAGAUACGAGGCAAAGUCAGAUCUUUAAGGACAAAAAUACAAGAAGGGAGCUGA
Molecule: messenger RNA, 2010 nt
Organism: Sclerotinia sclerotiorum 1980 UF-70
Lineage: Eukaryota; Fungi; Ascomycota; Leotiomycetes; Helotiales; Sclerotiniaceae
Exons: 1
Coding region: 1-2010 (669 amino acids)
Source: RefSeq, a predicted model, not a curated record